Messenger RNA from Ostreococcus lucimarinus CCE9901, 471 nucleotides. RefSeq lists its product with no specific name. Gene Ontology annotation, biological process: multicellular organism development. Lineage: Eukaryota; Viridiplantae; Chlorophyta; Mamiellophyceae; Mamiellales; Bathycoccaceae. The transcript has a single exon. The record is from RefSeq and is a predicted model, not a curated record. Bases 1 to 471 code for a protein of 156 amino acids.
AUGUCGGACGACGAGCGGGACGAGGAGAUGACGGCGAUGGAGCUGGCGAAACGAUUGGCGCCGGCGUUCGCGAAGAUGGCGGAGGCGGCGCACGAAGCGUCGGGAAUGCUGUCGAAAUUCGCAAAGAUUCCGAACGAAUCGACGCUCGUGAAGCGCGGACGCGGGAUGGACAGCGAGGGAAAGCGGCUGACGAAGGCGCAGAAGCGCGAAUUGAAACCGCCGCGCGCGCCGACGGCGUUCAACAUGUUCAUGAAGGAUGAGGUGCAACGCGUGCGGGUGGAGCGAGGAGACCUGAGCCCGAAGGAGGUGUUCACGGAGUGCGCGCGACGCUGGAGAGAGAAAAAGUCGAGGACGCAGGGAAGCCUGCAGGGCGGUGGGUCGCUGAACCCGGUGUCCACGCCCCCGGCGAUGAAGGACAAGCACAAGAAGGACAAGUCGCACAAAAAGGAUAAGAAGAAUAAGGACAAGUGA